Molecule: messenger RNA, 237 nt
Organism: Prunus armeniaca (apricot)
Lineage: Eukaryota; Viridiplantae; Streptophyta; Magnoliopsida; Rosales; Rosaceae
Source: the annotation of a GenBank genome assembly
AUGAUUCUUUCUAGUUGGGCAUAUAAAUGCUUUAAGGCCGGAAAAUUAUACAAGCUUGUAGAAGAUGACGAACAAAAUGUGGAUUUGAAGACACUAGAAAGAAUGGUAAAAGUGGGACUCUGGUGUGUUCAGGACGACCCAGCUCUGCGUCCCCUCAUGAAGAACGUAAUCUUGAUGUUGGAAGGGACAACGGAUAUACCAGUCCCUCCAUCUCCAGAGCUUCGCCAAGCCUGUUGA